This is a messenger RNA of Myotis lucifugus (little brown bat), 3525 nucleotides long. RefSeq names its product REST corepressor 3 (gene RCOR3). Lineage: Eukaryota; Metazoa; Chordata; Mammalia; Chiroptera; Vespertilionidae. Gene Ontology annotation, molecular function: transcription corepressor activity. Gene Ontology annotation, biological process: negative regulation of DNA-templated transcription; regulation of transcription by RNA polymerase II. Bases 676 to 1974 code for a protein of 432 amino acids. Gene Ontology annotation, cellular component: transcription regulator complex; histone deacetylase complex. The record is from RefSeq and is a predicted model, not a curated record. The transcript is spliced from 10 exons.
UUUCUGAACUUGAACAUUUAUGUCAAUAGGCAUCUACUAACCAAUUCAAAAUGCAACUUUUAUUUGUUUUUGGGUCUCUUAGAUUCUCAUAAGAAAAAACAGUUUGUCCUUGUUUUGUUUUGUUUUGUUUUGUUUGAUGGAGGUUGUUAUAUUAGAAUGUUUUUCCUUUUGAAAGGUAGUGGGUUGAUCAUUCCAAUUUGUGUCAGGCCCAGGAAGACAGAGGAAACCUAGGAUCUGAUGGCAUUUUGCUGCUUAAAUCCCCAAGCAGGGGAGGGAGUUCCUAUGUAGACAUCUGCCCAGGUUUUUCCUCAGUGUAUGGAGAUGUAAAGAAAUGCCUUCCAACUUCAAAGAGCCCACUGUCAGUACCAUGUUAAAGAGGAAAGGGGAAAGAACUGACUCCAGCAGCCAUCAAUCAGGUCAUCUCUGUGCUCUCCAUUUCUGGACGGAGGCCUUCUGGAUCACUGACCAUGCACUUCUUGAAUCAUGGUGUGGCUUUAGACUUCAGUGUGAUGUAGCGGACCUGAUCCUUUGCGGCACAUCAGAUAUAGGAAACGUGCAGUGGAUGAAUAUAUUGCCAUUGCAAAGGAGAAACAUGGCUACAAUGUGGAACAGUGUGAUGGAACGUAAGUCCAUUAAAAACCAAAGGGGAUUGAUUUCUCUUCAAAGGCACUUGGCAUGUUGUUCUGGCAUAAACAUAACAUUGAGAAGUCCCUUGCUGAUCUCCCUAAUUUUACUCCCUUUCCGGAUGAGUGGACAGUGGAAGAUAAAGUCCUAUUUGAACAAGCCUUUAGUUUUCAUGGGAAGAGCUUUCACAGGAUUCAACAAAUGCUUCCAGAUAAGACCAUUGCUAGUCUUGUAAAAUAUUACUAUUCCUGGAAAAAAACUCGAUCUAGGACAAGCUUGAUGGAUCGCCAGGCUCGGAAACUAGCUAAUAGACAUAAUCAGGGUGACAGUGAUGAUGAUGUGGAAGAAACACAUCCAAUGGAUGGAAACGAUAGUGAUUAUGAUCCCAAAAAAGAAGCCAAAAAAGAGGGUAAUACCGAACAACCUGUCCAAACUAGCAAGAUUGGACUUGGAAGGAGAGAGUAUCAGAGUUUACAACACCGCCAUCAUUCUCAGCGUUCUAAGUGCCGUCCACCUAAGGGCAUGUAUUUAACCCAGGAAGAUGUGGUAGCUGUUUCCUGUAGUCCCAAUGCAGCCAACACUAUCCUCAGGCAACUGGACAUGGAGUUGAUCUCUUUAAAACGCCAGGUUCAGAAUGCUAAGCAAGUAAACAGUGCACUUAAACAGAAAAUGGAAGGAGGAAUUGAAGAAUUCAAACCUCCUGAGUCAAAUCAGAAAAUUAAUGCCCGUUGGACCACAGAGGAGCAGCUUCUAGCAGUGCAAGGUGUCCGCAAAUAUGGUAAAGAUUUUCAAGCUAUUGCAGAUGUAAUUGGCAACAAGACUGUUGGCCAAGUGAAGAACUUCUUUGUAAACUACAGGCGUCGGUUUAACUUAGAGGAGGUAUUGCAGGAGUGGGAAGCAGAACAAGGAACCCAGGCUUCUAAUGGUGAUGCUUCUACUUUAGGGGAGGAGACAAAAAGUGCUUCUAAUGUGCCAUCAGGGAAGAGCACUGAUGAAGAAGAGGAGGCACAGACCCCACAGGCUCCUCGGACUCUGGGUCCAUCACCUCCUGCCCCACCAUCCACUCCAACACCAACAGCCCCCAUUGCCACUCUGAACCAGCCUCCACCACUUCUUCGUCCAACACUGCCUGCUGCCCCUGCUCUUCACCGGCAGCCUCCUCCGCUCCAGCAGCAGGCUCGGUUCAUCCAGCCUCGGCCAACUCUAAAUCAGCCUCCACCACCUCUCAUUCGCCCUGCUAACUCUAUGCCACCCCGUCUAAACCCAAGACCAGUGUUGUCCACAGUUGGUGGUCAGCAGCCACCAUCACUUAUUGGAAUUCAGACAGACUCACAGUCCUCACUGCACUAAAAUUAAGUUGGACAGAGCUGCAGUAACUUUUCCCACACCAUAUACCAAUGCUCAUCUGACCAGCAAGAACGAGGAAAGACUAAUCCUUCCUAGAUACUGAGGCUGGAACUGAGGCAGUGGGCUAGCGUAGUGGAUGUCUAAGAAAUUUUUUAGUUCACACAACUGAGAUGUUGUAUAAGAAGAAGCCUACAGUUAGGCUCCUUUCUAGAGUAUAUGUUCAGCAACAUGCUCUCAUAAAAGGAAAAAAAAAAAGAUUAAGUAUUCUAUAUACCAAGGGGUUUUUGUUUUUACUGUAUUUAUUUUAUUGAGAUUUCUUUAUAUUCCUGCCUCUUCAUAGUCAAGGCUCUUAGUACAAGAAUAUUGACUUAGGAAUUGUGAAAACUCCUUAAGUUUCUCAAGAUAAGGAUGUUUGACUUUUUUUUUUCUUUAAUUUAAUUUUAACAUUUUCCUAUGUUAGGAGUGUAAGAAUAAGUAGCCUGCAUUUCAUAUUUUGGCAUCUGUUCAUUUAAUGCAUAUUUAAGAAAUUAUAGCCACAUAUCCCCUUUUUUUAAAAAAAAAAUCUUGCUUUCUUUUCUAAAGGAAUACUAAUAUGUUCCUUUCAAAGAAAGCAAUUUAAUCAAUUGCAAAGCAAUUAUAUGAAACCAGAAAGAAUGUACUGAACCUACUAACCAUUUAAAAUGAGCUUAGGGUCCUAGUGCAAAGUCCUUGCUUAAAGGUCAUUGACCUGUCAUCUAUCAGUAAGAAGAGGAUCAGAGUAAUAAUACAUACGAAUGAGGAGUUAAUUUGUUAAAGGACAAUGUCUUUAAGUUCCUUGAAAAUGAAGUUAAUUUUGAUUUUUUUUUAAUGUUUCUAAAUGCUGUCUGCUUUUAACUAGUAGUUGCCUACAUCUAGGGAUGUUAGGAGCAAAUUAUAUUUUGUCAGUUAUGUGGAGAUAGUGGUAAUGGAAGCAUUUAUUACAAUACCCUUUUUGUGUUUAGGUUCUGAACUUAAAACUGCCCUCAUACUUAAUAUGGCCUGCAUUUAAUAUAAAUGAUGGUUUCUUGAUAAAUCUCUAUUGUACUAUUUGGAUACAUUUAUGUAUUUCUUGCAGCCAACGUGUAUGACUGGGUUUGGUUUAGGAUUAAAUCAUCAACAUUAUUUUAUAAAAUAAAUUUAAGGAUUUGUUCUGUGUUAUCUAAAGAUAUAUCGGUAUAUUGUCACAAUUGUGCUGUUAACUUAAAAUGCUGAGACCCCUUUUUAUAAAGAAACAAAAAAACAUUUCAGGUCUUCUUAAUUCAACACAUAAUCAUUAAGCACUUACAAAGAAUAUUUUAAAAGUGAUAGUAUUUCAACAAUGUGUUACUAAUAUUUUUGAUAUGAUGAUUUCAUAUUGGAAUCAUGACUUGUGCAAAGGGACAGAUUGCUCAGAUUGCUAUACUAGUGGAACAUAAGGCUAAAUGUUUGCACAUUCACAUUCUCAUCAUAUUUAGAACUACUUCACAAAAUGGUCAACAUCCAAGGGCCUAAUUUAUUAUUUGAGAGGUCGUAUAUUCCCAAAUUAUUGGGAAGAUA